Messenger RNA from Chrysochloris asiatica (Cape golden mole), 896 nucleotides. RefSeq names its product TBC1 domain family, member 7 (gene TBC1D7). The record is from RefSeq and is a predicted model, not a curated record. Lineage: Eukaryota; Metazoa; Chordata; Mammalia; Afrosoricida; Chrysochloridae. The transcript has 7 exons. Gene Ontology annotation, biological process: activation of GTPase activity; negative regulation of TOR signaling. The coding region runs from base 15 to 896 and encodes 293 amino acids. Gene Ontology annotation, molecular function: GTPase activator activity.
UUCAAGAAUGAAACAUGACUGAGGACUCUCAGAGAAACUUUCGUUCAGUGUAUUAUGAGAAAGUGGGAUUUCGUGGAGUUGAAGAAAAGAAAUCGUUAGAAAUUCUCCUAAAAGAUGACCGUCUGGAUACUGAGAAGCUUUGUACUUUCAGUCAGAGGUUCCCUCUCCCAUCCAUGUACCGGACACUGGUAUGGAAGGUGCUUCUAGGGAUCCUGCCUCCACACCACGAGUCCCACAUCCAGGUCAUGACGUACCGUAGGGAGCAGUACUCUGACCUCCUGCACGCCUUGCAGGUCGUCCGCUUCGUCAGUGAUGCCAGACCUCAGGUUGAAGUGUAUCUCCGCAUGUACCAGCUGGAGUCUGGGAAGUUGCCCCGAAGCCCCUCUUUUCCGCUGGAGCCAGAAGACAGGGUGUUUCUUGCGAUUGCGAAAGCGAUGGAAGAGAUGGUGGAAGACAGUGCAGAUUGUUACUGGAUGAUCCGGAGUUUCGUGAACCAGCUGAAGAAGAAGUACCGGGAUUCUCUACCCCAGCUGCCAAAGGCUUUUGAACAAUACUUGAAUCUGGAAGACAGCAGGCUGCUGAGUCAUCUGAAGACGUGUUCCGCAUUGCCGCUACUUCCCUACGAUCUCUGGUUCAGACGGUGCUUUGCAGGAUGCUUGCCAGAAUCCAGCCUGCAGAGAGUUUGGGACAAAGUUGUAAGUGGAUCCUGUAAGAUCCUAGUUUUUGUAGCAGUGGAAAUCUUACUAACCUUUAAAAUAAAAGUAAUGGCUCUGAACAGUGCUGAGAAGAUCACAGAAUUUCUGGAAAAUAUUCCACAGGACAGCUCGGAUGCCAUUGUGAGUAAGGCCAUCGACUUAUGGCACAAACACUGUGGGACUCCAGUACAUUCUGCCUGA